This is a messenger RNA of Micromonas commoda, 228 nucleotides long. RefSeq lists its product with no specific name. Bases 1 to 228 code for a protein of 75 amino acids. The record is from RefSeq and is a predicted model, not a curated record. The transcript has a single exon. NCBI's taxonomy places the organism in Eukaryota, Viridiplantae, Chlorophyta, Mamiellophyceae, Mamiellales, Mamiellaceae.
AUGGUGGUUAUCUGUCUCGGUCCGUGCUGCAUCCCGCUUCACGCGCUCCUGCCGUUCCUCGUGGGCAUGGCGCACCAGCGCGGAUACCUGAAGUGGGUGCGCAAGGAGUGGUUCACCUGGCGAUGGCUCGGACCGAGGGUGAGACGGGCGCUGUGGAUGAAGGUAUCGGACGAGGAACUGGCGCGCACGGCGAUAAAGACUGUCGAGCCGGCGAAGAAGGCGGCGUGA